Molecule: messenger RNA, 452 nt
Organism: Teleopsis dalmanni
Lineage: Eukaryota; Metazoa; Arthropoda; Insecta; Diptera; Diopsidae
Exons: 2
Coding region: 42-452 (136 amino acids)
Source: RefSeq, a predicted model, not a curated record
UCUGUCAUGACAGUUGGGUUUUACAAAACUCUCCUAUUUAUAUGCGACUACCAUCGAAGUGUGGAGAAUACUAUCUACUGGCUGAUUUCGCAUACCCCUGUACACAACACAUCAUUACGCCAUAUAAAGACAACGGGCGUCUUACUCGUGCACUAAAGAAUUUCAAUAGAAAAUUGGGGUCAGGUCAAAUACUAAUAGAAAAUGCAUUUGGUAUUUUAAAACAACGUAUUAGACAGCUGUACUACUGUAAAUUUAAAGGAGUUGAAAAACCGUGUCACUUUAUAAGAGCAUGUUGCGUUUUGCACAAUCUUGCAAAUGAAAACGACUUAGAAUUCACAUUUUCAGAACAAUCUGAGGAAGAUAAUGAUGUCAACAACCACAUCCCUUUUAGAUUAAGUAUCGUUAGAGAUUCGAUUUGGAAUGAAUUACAAACAGAAAAUAAUUUGGAUUAA